Messenger RNA from Macroventuria anomochaeta, 1254 nucleotides. Its product is annotated as DUF706-domain-containing protein. Gene Ontology annotation, molecular function: inositol oxygenase activity; iron ion binding. The record is from RefSeq and is a predicted model, not a curated record. The coding region runs from base 198 to 1178 and encodes 326 amino acids. Gene Ontology annotation, biological process: inositol catabolic process. The transcript has a single exon. Lineage: Eukaryota; Fungi; Ascomycota; Dothideomycetes; Pleosporales; Didymellaceae. Gene Ontology annotation, cellular component: cytoplasm.
CUACUGAACUUAGAAAAAGCCCGCCGAUGUGGGCUGGGGUAACAGAAGAUAAGUACUUUUACUGCUCGCGCCACAUCUCAGCAUCAGCAUCACUUCAUCCAAGCUUUACCAAUUAUCUCAUCCUCAGACUUCACCAUUAUCGCAUGAAAGAUUCAGCGAGAGUACACGCUUAACAACCCACCCACACAUACAUCACAAUGGCACCAGGCGCCAUCUUCGAGGAGCCCAAUGUGGCUGAGAACUUCAACGACCACCGCGAUGGUCUUGCGCUCGAGGCUACAUCAGACGCCAUCGACAACGUCAACGUCCUCAAGGCCGCUGUGAAGGUCAAGCAGGGCACUGCCACACAGGAAGAGAAGGACAUCUACGCACAGUCCGCGUUCGACUCAGAGAAGGACAAGACACAGUUCCGCCAGUACGAGGAGGCAUGCGACCGCGUCAAGAACUUCUACCGCGAGCAGCACGAGAAGCAGACCGUAGCCUAUAACCUGCGUGCCCGCAACCACUUCCACGGCAAGACCCGUGCUGAGAUGACUAUCUGGGAAGCUAUGGAGAAGCUCAACACACUGAUUGACGAGUCCGACCCCGACACAUCUCUCUCCCAGAUCGACCACCUCCUCCAGUCUGCUGAGGCUAUCCGCCGUGACGGCAAGCCCCGCUGGUUCCAGCUCGUAGGUCUGAUCCACGACCUCGGCAAGCUCCUUUUCUUCUACGACGCCCAGGGCCAGUGGGACGUCGUCGGCGACACAUUCCCCGUCGGCUGUGCCUUCGACAAGCGGAUCAUCUACCCCGACACCUUCAAGAACAACCCAGACUACAACGACGAGAUCUACAGCACCGAGCACGGCAUUUACGUGCCCGGCUGCGGUCUUGACAACGUCAUGCUGUCUUGGGGCCACGACGAGUACCUCUACCACAUCAUGAAGGACCAGUCGACCAUUCCUGACGAGGGUCUGGCUAUGAUCCGUUACCACUCUUUCUACCCCUGGCACAAGGAGAACGCGUACAGGUGGAUGAUGAACGAGAAGGACCACAAGAUGCUGGACGCUGUCCGGGCAUUCAACCCUUACGAUUUGUACAGCAAGUCUGAUGACAUCCCCAAGGUUGAGGAUCUUAAGGAGUACUACCUUGGUAUUAUCGAUGAGUACAUUGGCAAGGAUAAGAAGAUUAAAUGGUAGAUGUUGAUCGGUUCUCAUAAAGUUCUGCGUGAUUUGAUAAUGAUACAUAGCGGCACGGAGAGCCAAGAAAGGCCCG